CAUUGCCAGGACCAGCUCGCGUUCACCGAGGACUGUCAAGUUACAGGACAAAUACUCGCUUGAACGGCACUCGAGAAACAACGGUGCGACUAGAAUAUUUAUUAGGAAACAUGGGGCCAGCAAAACUCCUUGCCGUAAUCGCUUUGUGCUCUUCAUCCUGUGCUGCAAUGGUCUACAGGACUGAUUCUCCAUGUGACUUCACGGACGUCCACCUAGACGACGAAAUAUUUUCCAAGCUGCUCGUCAAGCUUCCAGAAGGUUUCGAGUCCGGACCGCAGGAGUUCCACUCUGCCUUUCCUGGAAUUGAGAUUGGUGGAAUCACUGUACAUGGCCUGAGCAAACUCCGCCAGUUCGGGCCUCCAAUUCCUUAUUGCGCCAACGGAAGGCGCAUGGUGCAAGUGGACUUCUACAAUGAUUACCCGAUAUACUUCUCCGCGCCAUGGAAGGCUUGCUCAGGCGAUGAAGGGCAGCUCAUGCUUCGCUCCGCGUUCUCGCGGUUCACAGUCCAAUUUGCCAUUGUCGAGUCGUCUGGUGAAGGCGUGAAGCUUGAAUUCGAGCGUGAACUUCCUGUUACAACGCAGAGCAUUCGCGUUGGAAUCGAAGGAGCUGGACGUGGCCUGAACACCAUUUUUGAAGUUCUGAGCGCACUCGUACCAAGUGUGGCUGAAGAAUCUUGGAACGUGCAAUUUUCGCGUUACCUUGCCACAGCCUUCCGUAUGGCCCUUGAGUGAAAUAUGCAUAAGGGAAUAUAU
Dermacentor silvarum is the source of this 752-nucleotide messenger RNA. RefSeq lists its product as uncharacterized. The transcript is spliced from 4 exons. Lineage: Eukaryota; Metazoa; Arthropoda; Arachnida; Ixodida; Ixodidae. Bases 111 to 731 code for a protein of 206 amino acids. The record is from RefSeq and is a predicted model, not a curated record.